AUGACUAUUCUCUAUAUCAUCCUCACCUUCAUAUUAUUCUCAAUCCUCUUUCUCCUGCUAACCUUCUUCUUUCUCAUACUUAGAAUUUUCACAGGCAAGUCCAUCCGAAACUCAAAUUACCCGCCUGUAAAGGGCACCGUCUUCGACCAGCUCUUCUACUUAAACAAACUCUAUGACUACCAAACCAACGUUGCCAAAGAACACCCAACCUUCCGGCUACUGGCCCCAACACAAAGCGAAAUAUACACGACUGACACCCGAAACAUUGAGCAUGUUUUGAAAACAAACUUUACCAAGUAUACGAAAGGCCAAUAUCACCAAGACAUUGUGUCUGAUAUUUUGGGGCAAGGUAUAUUUGUUGUUGAUGGAGAAAAGUGGAGGCAGCAGAGGAAGCUUGCGAGCUUAGAGUUUUCGACAAGAAUUCUUAGAGACUUUAGCUGCUCUGUGUUUAGAAGAAAUGCUGCCAAACUGGUCAGGGCUCUUUCUGAGUUUUCUAGUGACAAUGGGGUUUUUGAUAUGCAAGAAUUCUUUAUGAGAUCUGCCUUAGAUUCCAUAUUCAAAGUUGGGUUUGGAACAGAACUGAAUUGCUUGGAGGGCUCAAGCAAACAAGGCAUUGCAUUUAUGAAUGCAUUUGAUGAUUCAAGUGCUCUCAUCUAUCGGCGCUAUGCUGAUCCAUUAUGGAAAUUGAAAAGAUUUCUCUGCAUUGGAUCCGAAGCCACACUUAAAAAGAAUGCCAGAGUAAUUAAUGACUUUGUUUACCAACUUAUCAGGAACAAAAGGAAAUUGAUAACAGGGGAAAACUAUGUUAAUGAAAAGGAGGAUCUACUAUCGAGGUUCCUAAUGGAGAGCGAAAAGGAGCCAGAGGAAAUGACUGAUACGUAUCUAAGGGAUAUAACUCUGAAUUUUAUGAGUGCUGGCAAAGAUUCCAGUGGAACUACACUCUCGUGGUUCUUCUACAUGCUGUGCAAAAACCCUCUCAUUCAAGAAAAGGUUGCACAAGAAGUGAGGGAAGUAGUUGGUUUGAACCACAAAGCUAACAUCGAUGAGUUUGUGGCAAAUUUAACUGAUGCAGCUCUUGAAAAAAUGCAUUAUCUUCAUGCAGCACUGACAGAGACCUUGAGGCUAUACCCGGCAGUUCCUGUGGAUGGGAGAGCUGCAGAGUCAGAUGACAUUCUUCCUGAUGGAUACAGAGUAAGAAAAGGUGAUGGAGUGUUCUACAUGUCCUAUGCCAUGGGCAGAAUGCCUUAUAUAUGGGGCGAAGAUGCUGAGGAUUUUCGACCUGAAAGAUGGCUCAAAAAUGGAAUUUUCCAGCCUGAAUCUUCUUUCAAAUUCGUCUCAUUUCAUGCUGGUCCUCGGAUUUGUAUAGGGAAGGACUUUGCUUACCGGCAGAUGAAGAUAGUAUCAAUGGCACUUCUGUGCUACUUUCGCUUUAAAUUGGUGGAUGAAACAAAAAUCGCAACCUAUAGAACCAUGUUCACCCUGCACAUGGAUGGAGGUCUCCCUAUGCGCGCAAUUCCGAGGACAACAUGAUGAGUUUCUUGCAUGUCAAGCAAAUUAAUGCUCACUUGUAUAUAUGAACUAGACCACUGGAGCUAGUGUGAGCCCUAGGAUUUAUGUAUCUCUUAGUUAAGUUUUUAUAUGAUUUCAGCUGUGAGUAUGACCUUUAAUUAUCUGUAUUAUUUUAA
Molecule: messenger RNA, 1685 nt
Organism: Rosa rugosa (rugosa rose)
Lineage: Eukaryota; Viridiplantae; Streptophyta; Magnoliopsida; Rosales; Rosaceae
Product: cytochrome P450 704C1-like
Exons: 5
Coding region: 1-1530 (509 amino acids)
Molecular function (GO): heme binding; iron ion binding; oxidoreductase activity, acting on paired donors, with incorporation or reduction of molecular oxygen
Source: RefSeq, a predicted model, not a curated record